UCCAUCAAACGACACGAACCAGAUCUCUCGUCCCGAAACGUGCACCGCUCAUGAGCAUGAGCAUGAACAAGAGCAUAAGAAUUUAAUUACUGACUUAGUAGUUGUUGAAAAUUAUUGGCUUGUGAAUUUGUGAUUUGCCAAACAUUUGGCUAAUGUACUACUCGCAUUUCAAUGCAAAGUGAUUUUUAAUUCAACGACGGCGAAAGAUAGUGACGCGUGUAGUUGUUGUGCUUAGUGACACAGAAAUACAGAAGUAAUUCCAAAAACCGUCGGGUGAACUUGAAAGAAUUGGAAACUCAGUGUUUUUUGAUAGCGACGAUAUUUUGAUUGCAACAUAAACUCAAACAAAAGCAAAGCAAAAAAAAAAAAAAAUAAAAAAUUAUUAAAAAGUUAUGGUUUUAAUGUCAAACAAAUUCCUCAGCAAAGUAAAUGAAAUUAAACUGUGUGAAAAAACUGCAAUGACAUUAAAAGCAAGAAGACCGACCGACCGUCAAUGACUAAAAGGUGUUAUCAAAUUGCAUGCAACUUGUUGUAAGAGACACCAAAGCGACUUGAAUUACAUGAACAAAGCAAACUUGCUUAAGAGCAAACAAAGAACAUUUUUUUAAACAUAUAAAAUUAGCAACAGCCACAAAGGUGCCCAAAAUUCUAGUACAACCAACAACACCAACAUCGGCGUAACUGUAAAGCGAACAGCAGAACUAAAUUCAGUGCCAUAGUCAGCAAUUGUUGCAUUUGCAUCAUACGCCAUCGAAAUAUUGACCAAUAAGCCAAUGGGACAAAGCCGCCAUUUAAGCUGCUGCCACAAUCAUCAUACUUUGAAAGUUUUGUAAUAGCAAUAGUGUUGACACAAGCCACGUGCACAAGAACAGCAACAAAACAAAAACUCAACAACAACCACAACAACACAUUCGAGUUCGCAUUGAAGCGCUAAGCAGUAGUGCACAGCAGAAGUCUUUGCAUUUCACUCCAUUCUCCACCACUAUUGAGCAGUCUAAAUGUUGUUGCCGUCAUUAACGUUAACAGCACAUUUGCCAACAGUUGAGCGUUUAGUGUCAGAAACGUCAGCGACGGCACUGUCAGCAAGUCCAGCCAGUAGUAGAGUGUGCAAGACCACUGCAGAAGAAGAAGGAGAAGAAAAAGUGCUGAUUUUACGGCAAGUGAAGAACUAUCAGCUAACGCUAAAACAAAAGAAAAAGCAUCGGCAGCAUCAGCGGCAGCUAUAUCUGCAGCAGUAUUCCUACAUAGCUCAACAAUAUUUCACUUGUUCCCGCAAUUCCACAACACUCUGUGCAAUCAGUAGAGGCAACACAACCUAGUCGACAACUUUGGGUGGCAAAGAAAGUUAAAAGAGUUGCAAACGACCAUGCGCGCAUGGCUUCUAUUCCUCGCAGUGCUGGCGACUUUUCAAGCGAUCGUUCAAGUUGCUAGCACCGAGGAUAUAACUUCGAGAUUCAUUCAAGCGAUAUCCCCGCCAAUUAAAGAAACACAACAGACAGCAUUUAGUACGCGAAAACCAUUUAUGACCGAAAUAUUUGAAGUAAGAAAAAAAUCAUCAAACGUGACGUCAAUAGGUCUACCAGCAAUUAGCGAUAUAACACCGUUAUCAGAGACAAAAUCAGCAACGACUAAAAUUGCGGGUGCUUUCACGCGUUUAACAAAAUCAAACACCGUCGGUGAUACAGCAAACUCUACGAUCGUUAGAAGUGAUAAUAAUAGUAAUAAUUUAAAUAAAAUUAGUUCAAAGGAUAUUAAAGAAAGCAAAAGCGGGAAAACAAGUGACGCUCUGAAAGCAAUUGAAGAAAAUUUCGAAGUAAAACAAAAGUUUAUAAACAAAAUUCAAAACUACAACGAAGUGAACGAAAAAAGUGCGGGAAAUACUUUAGAAAAUACAAUAAAGAAAAAUAGCGCCUGGGAAUCGCAAACAAAUAAAGUGCAACAACAUCUACGUAAUCAAGAAACAAAAAGUACUAAUAAAUUAGAAGAAAACAGUGCAGUGAUUAGUGCAAAAAAAGUACGAACCGAACUCGAAUAUCUUAGACAAAUGGCGAUUAAAGAAAAUGCAGAAUCUAUUGUGGCAGCGCUCAAAAUGCACGCCACCCACAGCAAACAGUACCACAAACAUCAUAGGCAACCCCACCCCUACCAUCAGCAUCAGCAACAGCAGCAUCAGCAUAAGGACUCACAGCAGGAGCAGUACACACAUCAACAUAUCAUCCAUCAUCAUCAGCAACAUAAAAAAAUUCAAGCUGAAGCAAAAGCGAUACAGGAGUUUGCGGCUGUGGAAAAGCGUUUAGCGACAGAAAAUGAACGCUUAGCGACGGUAGACCGUUUAGCGACAAAAUCAGCAGAAGACAUUUUAGCAGCAAACACAAUUUCACACGAAGAAGCCGCUGAAAAGCUGGCGCGAGAAUCAGCGACAAUACCAGAUGGUAGCCCUGCUGAUUCUACUUCUUCCUUCUCCUCAAACUAUAUGUCUGCUAUAAAUACCGAUAAAGAUAUCGACAGCGAAGAUCAUAUCGACAUCAACAGGGAACCCGCCACAUACAGUAAUAAAGACAUCAUCGGUGAGAAACUCAAGCCCGAUCCAUCGACUCUAGUCCAAAUUGAGAAUAGCCUUUUGUCGCUAUUCAAUAUGAAGAGGCCACCAAAAAUAGAUCGCACUAAAAUUAUUAUACCGGAAGCGAUGAAACAGCUGUACGCACAAAUUAUGGGUCAUGACUUGGAUUCAGUGAUGAUACCACGGCCGGGUCUACUUACUAAAUCAGCGAAUACAGUGCGAAGUUUUACACAUAUAGAGAGUAAAAUCGACGAUCGCUUUCCGCAUCAUCAUCGGUUUCGUUUGUACUUUGAUGUGAAGAGCAUACCCGCCGAUGAGAAGCUGAAAGCUGCCGAAUUGCAGCUGUCACGUGUCGCCAUUAAUAAUGCGGUUUUCAAUGCAGACCUUGCCAAUCGGACAAGCUAUCAGGUGCUCGUUUAUGAUAUAACCCGGGUGGGUGUGCGAGGUAAGCGAGAGCCCAGUUAUCUCCUGUUGGACAACAAGACGGUGCGUCUAAAUAGCACCGAGGCACUCAGUCUUGAUGUACAAGCAGCGGUUGAUCGAUGGCUGCAGCAACCGAAAAAGAACUACGGCCUGCUAAUUGAAGUGCGAACGUCGCGCUCACUAAAGCCUGCACCCUAUAAUCAUGUACGCCUGCGACGCAACGCCGACGAAUCACAAGAAUCUUGGCAACGAAAACAACCGGUGCUCUAUACAUACACCGACGAUGGCAAACCCAAAUCUCGUCCAAUACGUGAAGUGAGUUCACGAUCGAAACGUGCCGGACAUCAUCGACGUACGCAUCGUAGGAAGAAUAAUGACGAGAUUUGUCGGCGGCAUUCGUUGUAUGUGGACUUUGCGGAUGUGGGCUGGAGUGAUUGGAUCGUAGCACCACCUGGCUAUGAUGCUUUCUAUUGUCAGGGCAAAUGUCCGUUUCCACUUGCGGAGCAUUUGAACUCUACAAAUCAUGCGGUCGUGCAAACCUUAGUCAAUAACAUCAAUCCGGGGAAGGUGCCAAAGGCCUGCUGUGUGCCCACACAAUUGGAGGGUGUCUCGAUGCUCUAUCUGAAUGAUCAGAAUAGCGUUGUGCUUAAGAACUAUCAGGACAUGACAGUGGUCGGCUGUGGGUGUCGGUAAUCAGGCGCCAAAGGGAGCAGCAAUAAUGCUCUAAACGACAAAAACAACAAAACAAACAACAAACAAACUGUUGAUAUUCGCAACAAACAGAUAAACGAAUGCAAAUAAAAACAAGAAGCCAAACCAAUGUAGUCGAAUGCGUCGACCAAACAAUGCAAACGCCGUGUGCUUGUGCAACCGCAAAAAAUUAAAAAACAAAAAAAAAAAUAACUACAACACAAAAUAUAGUUUAGCUUAUCGCGUACAG
Molecule: messenger RNA, 3923 nt
Organism: Anastrepha ludens (Mexican fruit fly)
Lineage: Eukaryota; Metazoa; Arthropoda; Insecta; Diptera; Tephritidae
Gene: dpp
Product: protein decapentaplegic
Exons: 4
Coding region: 1367-3676 (769 amino acids)
Biological process (GO): BMP signaling pathway; SMAD protein signal transduction
Cellular component (GO): extracellular region
Molecular function (GO): cytokine activity; growth factor activity
Source: RefSeq, a predicted model, not a curated record